Messenger RNA from Drosophila sechellia, 2894 nucleotides. RefSeq names its product beta-mannosidase. Gene Ontology annotation, molecular function: beta-mannosidase activity. The record is from RefSeq and is a predicted model, not a curated record. Gene Ontology annotation, biological process: glycoprotein catabolic process. The coding region runs from base 110 to 2836 and encodes 908 amino acids. NCBI's taxonomy places the organism in Eukaryota, Metazoa, Arthropoda, Insecta, Diptera, Drosophilidae. The transcript has 10 exons.
GCCAGUUAUCACUUGGGAGCGGUAUCGUUCGUUCAAAAAAUAAAACAGUGUGACGAAAAGACGAAGCCGACGAUUAGAUUUCAAUAAGACAAGCAACGCGCUCUUAAAUAUGGUCGGAAUACUUACCGUAUUUGUGUUUAUUUUGCUUAUCCACAAUAACUUUGCGAAAACCAUUCUUGUCGAAGAGCUUACAAAAUGGACAUUGAGAAAUAAAACCUCCUCCCUAAGGAUUGACGUGCCACGCCUUCCAAGUGGAGUGUACACAGCGCUUAAGGAUACCUAUGGAGACAUCUUAGACCCAGGAAACGACGUAUCCUUGCGAUGGAUAGCCAACCAAUCGUGGAUUUACAGCACCAGCUUUAACAGCGCUGAAUUGGGACUCGACAGCCACAUAAAUCUUACGCUCCACGGAAUCGAUACAGUUUCCAAGGUGCACCUGAAUGGAGCGCUUCUUGGUCAGACGGACAACAUGUUCGUUCGCUAUUCUUUUGCCAUAGGUCACUUGCUUUUGCCCAGCCCUUCCCAAAACAUCUUGGAGAUUGAGAUCCUUUCACCCCUGCAGGAGGCAAGUAGGCGUGCUCGAGAACUUGAAGACUUAGGCGUCGUUACCGGGCCGAUUAGCUGCCCAAGGGCUCGCGGCGAUGUCGAGUGCCAUCGGAAUCACUUACGCAAGAUGCAAAUGAGUUUCGGUGGCGAAUGGAACCCAGCCGCACUUUCCCUAGGCAUAUGGAAGCCAGUGGUAGUCGAGUACUAUGUAGUAGCCGUAUUUCGCGAUGUUGAUGUUGCCAUUAAACGGAACGAUUCUCACUGGACGAUGGAUUGCCGCGCCUUCCUUAGUACACAUGCUUCAGAGAAUUUUUAUGCCCAACUGGUGGUUAAUGCCAACGAGCUUUUAGAUGACCGAUAUGUUCUUAAUCAGCAAUUGGUCUCUAUUGAUUCGCCAGUGAUAGAAUUUAAAAUACACAUACCCAAAGAUCGGGUUAUCUUGUGGUGGCCCAAUGGCUACGGCAAGCAAAAACUUUAUCCAGUCCUUUUUUCCGUGAAAUGCUAUACCAGCGAAGAUCGUCACACACUAAGCUCACGCACAGAGUCCCAAAAGCUAUUAAAGAUUGGGUUCCGCACCAUAGAGUUGGUUGAAGAUACAGACCACAUUGGCAGAACCUUUUUUUUCCGGGUCAAUGGCCACCCCAUAUUCAUGAAAGGAGCGAAUUAUGUACCAGCCCACACACUUCCUGAGUUAUCGGCUGAUGCCGACGCGGUCGCACAUCUGCUUAAGGCCGCAAACGAGGCCAAUAUGAACAUGAUACGCGUUUGGGGAGGCGGCCUUUAUGAGUCGGAUACCUUCUACAACUUAGCGGACUUUUACGGACUAUUGGUGUGGCAGGACAUGACGUUUUCCCAAGCAGCAUACCCGCUAGCAAACGACUUUGUAGCUUCUGUGUGCGUGGAGACAGUACAGAAUGCACAGCGACUUUCUUAUCAUCCAAGUUUAGCCCUAAUAGUCACCAACAAUGAGAUUGAGCUAUUCCUGUCGACCAACAAAUCUGAUUUUGGGGAAAACGCCACUAGAAUGGAGAGCGAUUACAAGACCUUGUUUAUUGAAACAAUAAUUAAAGAGUUAAAAGUUAUCUCUCGAAAAGAUUUUAGCCCUCGACCUGAGCCCAUGGUCUCGACGCCUUCACUAGGGGUUCCGGAGUCUGGCAAAAACCUCUCCAACAACCCGCAAAGCUUAAACUAUGGUGAUGUGCACUUUUGGGACGACAAAGAUGGAUUCAGCCCUGAAACGUAUCCUCACGCUCGCUUUGUUUCGGAAUUCGGAUACUCUAGCCUUCCAAUGAAAUCAACGUGGCAAAGGGCACUAGCUGAUUCUGCAGAUGAUAGCGACCUUGAAAUUGCAAGACUUAUUCGAAGCCGUCAGCACGACCCUAAGGGAUUCAUACCGAUACUCCAAUUAAUAGCCCAUCAGCUUCCGUUUGUUCCCCAAAAUUGGGACGAAGAUAUCGAGAAGUUUAUAUAUUUUAGCCAAGUGGCACAGGCCAUGGCAACUAAAACCGCUUUGGAAGUAUUUCGUAGUCUACGCACAGGAAACCAUACAAUGGGAGCCCUUAUGUGGCAGUUAAACGAUGUUUGGGUGGCUCCAACUUGGUCCUGCAUCGACUUCUACGGAAACCCUAAGCUAUUAUACUACUGGACCAAGGAACUUCUUGCCCCAACUAGUGUUAUAGCCCUGUACGACAAUAACUCGAACAACCUCAAUAUCACGCUUACAAGGGAGGACUUCUCCGAGCAUAGAGACUCGCAGUUAUACUAUGUACUGGUGAACACCUAUCUAUGGACGGACUUGAUUCCUAAGAAGACUAUAGCUCGCGCCUUUGGACUGGGCUCUAAUAACCUUGAGAUGCGGCAAAUACCUUUGGAGUACUUGCUGUACGAAAACCAUUUGAAGGAAGAACUGUUUUUGGAAAUCAUUCUGGAGGACGAAUACGGCAACUCCGUGGCUAGAAACUUUUUUUACCCCGUACCCCUUAACAAAAUUAUUGGCAUUAAGGAUCCAGAACUAACACUAGAGGUUGAAGGUCAGGACUGCAAAGCGGCAACAUCCCCUUAUGCAAAUAGUUUUAGUUUGCGCAUCACUGUGAGAUAUCCGGCUCUACUUGUAUACCUUGAGCUAGUGCAUCCUUAUUAUGUCAAGGAGCGGCACAGGUUCUCGACAAAUGGCUUUACUCAAACCCAGCCAAAAAAGACGAUACACCUAGUGUUCGAAAGCGACACGGUCUGCAUGACUUUAACUACCGACCACAUUAAAGUUCAAACGAUUAAUCAGUAUUUAAUAUAAACUAUGUUCUACUAAGUCGAAAAUGCUGCAUAAUAAUUAAAAUAUACCCAAAGCAGAA